This is a messenger RNA of Drosophila nasuta, 885 nucleotides long. RefSeq names its product 3-oxoacyl-[acyl-carrier-protein] reductase FabG-like. The transcript has a single exon. Lineage: Eukaryota; Metazoa; Arthropoda; Insecta; Diptera; Drosophilidae. Gene Ontology annotation, molecular function: oxidoreductase activity. Bases 42 to 815 code for a protein of 257 amino acids. The record is from RefSeq and is a predicted model, not a curated record.
CGAUUCUAGCUCUGGCAUUCAUUUAUUGAGAUCAUCUCGUUAUGUCAAGCUUCAAGGACAAAGUAAUUAUAGUAACAGGUGCUAGCUCCGGUAUAGGAGCAGGAGCUGCUGUCCACCUGGCCAGUCUAGGAGGCCUACUCACAAUCGUGGGUCGCAAUGUGGACAAACUGAAGGAAACUGCCGACAAAAUUGUGGCAGUUGGAGGUUCUCCUGCGUUACAACUACAAGCGGACAUGAACAACGAGGCCGAUGUGGAAAAUAUUGUUACGGCAACGCUUGAGAAACACGGGCGUAUCGAUGUGCUUGUCAACAAUGCUGGCAUCUUGGAAACCGGUACCAUUGAGAACACUUCGUUAGCUCAAUACGAUCGCGUGAUGAACACAAAUAUACGUGCCGUUUAUCAAUUAACUAUGCUGGCCACUCCCGAGUUGAUCAAGACCAAAGGUAACAUAGUUAACGUUUCCAGCGUAAAUGGCAUUCGAUCCUUCCCUGGCGUGCUGGCGUACAAUGUGUCUAAGGCAGCAGUGGAUCAAUUGACUCGCUGUGUGGCUCUCGAGCUGGCAUCCAAGAAAGUUCGCGUCAAUUCAGUUAAUCCUGGUGUUAUUAUAACGGAGAUUCACAAACGCGGCGGCAUGAAUGAUGCUACCUAUCAACAGUUCUUGGAGCACUCUAAAACCACUCAUGCCAUGGGUCGCCCUGGCGAUGUCACCGAGGUAGCGCAGGCAAUCGCUUUCUUGGCCAGCGAUGCUGCCAGCUUUACAACUGGCGUUAGUUUACCUGUGGAUGGAGGAAGGCAUGCGAUGUGCCCACGUUAAUUAACAUAAUUAGUUAUUUUGGUGUGUUACGAUGUUUGCAUUUAAUAAACAUAACAUUUUCAAUAAUUAA